AUGCAAACAGAGGUUGCAUGUUGGAUGCAUACGGGAGAGAGACAAGCGGCAAAGAUGAGAAAAGCAUAUCUUCGGUCUAUGUUAAGUCAAGACAUAAGCUUAUUCGACACCGAAUCUUCCACCGGAGAAGUCAUCUCCGCCAUCACCUCUGACAUACUUGUCGUCCAAGACGCUCUAUCCGAGAAGGUAGGAAACUUUUUGCACUGCAUGAGCCGGUUUAUAGCUGGUUUUGCAAUCGGAUUCGCGAGCGUAUGGCAAAUAAGUCUCGUGACUCUCUCCAUAGUCCCACUCAUCGCGGUCGCCGGUGGUAUCUACGCUUACGUCAGCACCGGACUCCUCGCCAGUGUCCGUAAAUCAUACGUCAAAGCCGGCGAGAUUGCGGAAGAGGUGAUUGCGAAUGUGAGGACCGUCCAAGCAUUCACGGGAGAAGAAAAGGCGGUGAGAUCAUACGGAGAAGCACUAAAGAAUACUUACACGUACGGGAGAAAAGCCGGUUUAGCUAAAGGACUAGGACUCGGUUCGAUGCACUGUGUUCUGUUUCUGUCGUGGGCUUUGCUUGUUUGGUUUACAAGCAUCAUUGUUCAUAAAGGGAUUGCUAGUGGUGGCGAGUCUUUCACCACCAUGCUCAACGUCGUCAUCGCUGGCUUGUCUCUUGGCCAGGCAGCGCCAGACAUCUCCACAUUAGUACGAGCACGAGCUGCUGCUUAUCCCAUCUUUCAGAUGAUUGAACGUAACAAGGAAGUGAAAACAGGUCGUAAACUCGGGAAAGUAGAAGGAGAGAUUUGUUUCAGGGACGUGACUUUCACAUACCCGUCACGUCCUGACGUGGUGAUCUUUGACAAGCUAAACCUAGUGAUCCCUGCUGGGAAAGUCGUCGCUCUUGUUGGAGGAAGCGGGUCUGGUAAAAGCACGGUGAUAUCUCUAAUCGAGCGGUUCUACGAGCCUAUCGAUGGGGCGGUGUUGCUUGACGGGAACGAUAUUAGAUACCUUGAUCUUAAGUGGCUUAGAGGACAUAUUGGUUUGGUUAAUCAAGAGCCUGCUUUGUUUGCAACUACCAUUCGUGAGAACAUUAUGUAUGGUAAAGAUGAGGCUACUGAUGAGGAAAUUAACCGCGCAGUAACGCUCUCGGAAGCGGUUUCAUUUAUCAACAGACUCCCAGAUGGUUUGGAAACUCAGGUUGGGGAGAGAGGGAUUCAGCUAUCAGGUGGGCAGAAACAGAGGAUAACGAUCUCGAGAGCGAUAUUGAAGAACCCAUCAAUACUCUUACUAGACGAAGCAACAAGCGCACUAGAUGCAGAGUCAGAGAAAAGCGUGCAAAAAGCUUUGGACAAAGUGAUGGUUGGGAGGACGACGGUUGUGGUGGCUCAUCGACUCUCCACCGUAAGAAACGCUGAUAUCAUAGCCGUUGUUCACGGAGGAAACAUUAUUGAAUCCGGAAGCCACCACGAACUCAUCUCUAACCCGGAUGGAGCUUACUCUUCUCUCCUACGUAUCCAAGAAGCUGCAAACCCUAACGUAAACCACACUCAAAGCUUACUAGUCAGUUUCUAUUUCUUUCGUUUUUACAGUACAGAACCCUUGCCGGAAAAACCAAUAAUAAAGACAAACUUGUAUUCCAUGCAUCAACAAGGAAACCAACCAGACAUGAGCAGACCGGGAAAAGUAACGUUGGGACGUCUCUACUCUAUGAUACGUCCUGACUGGAAGUAUGGACUGUUUGGGUUGGUUGGUUCCUUAAUCGCCGGAUCUCAAGUGCCGCUUUUUGCGCUUGGGAUUUCGCAGGCUUUAGUUUCUUAUUACAUGGACUGGGAGACAACACAAAAGGAAGUCAAGAGGAUCUCUAUUCUCUUCUGUUGUGCAUCUGUCAUAACCGUCAUCUCACACGCCAUUGAGCAUACCAACUUUGGUAUCAUGGGUGAACGUCUCACUCUCCGCGUCCGUCAAAUGAUGUUUUCAGCAAUCUUGAGGAAUGAAAUCGGGUGGUUUGAUAAAGUGGAUAACACUAGCUCGAUGUUAGCGUCGCAGCUUGAAAGCGACAGCACUUUGCUUAGAACGAUCGUGGUCGAUAGAUCAACGAUUCUAUUAGAGAAUUUUGGUCUAGUUGUGACAUCUUUCAUCAUUUCUUUUAUACUCAACUGGCGUCUCACUCUUGUUGUCUUAGCAACAUAUCCAUUAAUCAUCAGCGGACAUAUUAGUGAGAAACUGUUCAUGCAAGGCUAUGGAGUAAACUUGAAUAAAGCGUAUUUAAAGGCUAACAAGUUGGCUGGAGAGGCUAUUAGCAACAUUCGAACCGUAGCUGCCUUUUGUGCCGAGGACAAGGUUCUUGAACUUUAUUCCAAUGAGCUUCUAGAACCUUCCGAACGUUCUUUUAGACGUGGACAGACGGCUGGGAUUUUGUACGGUGUCUCUCAGUUCUUCAUCUUCUCCUCCUACGGUCUUGCCCUCUGGUACGGAUCGGUUUUGAUGGGGAAAGGACUAUCAAAUUUCGAGUCUGUGAUGAAAACAUUCAUGGUUUUGAUUGUUACGGCUUUAGUGAUGGGUGAAGUGUUGGCUCUAGCCCCUGAUAUACUUAAGGGAAACCAGAUGGUUGCUUCGGUUUUCGAGCUGUUGGACCGAAGAACUCAGGUCGUUGGAGAUAAAGGAGACGAGAUGAGUAAUGUGGAAGGAACUAUUGAGCUCAAAGGUGUACAUUUCAGCUAUCCUUCACGGCCUGAUGUGACUAUCUUCCGCGAUUUUGACCUAACAGUUCCUUGUGGGAAAAGCAUGGCGCUUGUGGGACAAAGCGGGUCCGGCAAGAGUUCGGUUCUUUCGCUCAUUCUCCGGUUCUAUGAUCCUACAUCUGGAAUAAUCAUGAUAGACGGACAAGACAUAAAGAAGCUGAAACUUAACUCGCUGCGAAGACACGUCGGUCUAGUUCAACAAGAACCGGCUCUGUUUGCAACAACUAUCUACGAGAACAUCUUGUACGGUAAAGAAGGAGCUUCGGAAUCUGAAGUCAUAGAAGCAGCUAAGCUUGCAAACGCUCACGACUUCAUCUGCUCUCUCCCGAACGGCUACUCAACACAAGUCGGGGAACGUGGCGUUCAGAUGUCAGGUGGACAGAGACAGAGGAUCGCUAUCGCUAGAGCCGUCCUCAAGAAUCCAGCAAUUCUGCUACUUGAUGAAGCCACAAGCGCCUUGGACGUUGAAUCAGAGCGUGUGGUACAACAAGCAUUGGAUAGGCUAAUGAAUAACCGGACCACGGUGAUAGUGGCUCACCGGUUGUCAACGAUCAAGAACUCAGAUAUGAUAAGUGUGAUACAAGAAGGUACGAUCAUAGAGCAAGGCAGCCACAACAGCCUUAUUCAGAACAAGAAUGGUCCUUACACUAAACUUAUCAAUCUUCAGCAGCAGCAAGCAUCCUGA
Eruca vesicaria subsp. sativa (arugula) is the source of this 3405-nucleotide messenger RNA. NCBI's taxonomy places the organism in Eukaryota, Viridiplantae, Streptophyta, Magnoliopsida, Brassicales, Brassicaceae. The record is from the annotation of a GenBank genome assembly.